Messenger RNA from [Torrubiella] hemipterigena, 1125 nucleotides. The record is from the annotation of a GenBank genome assembly. Lineage: Eukaryota; Fungi; Ascomycota; Sordariomycetes; Hypocreales; Clavicipitaceae.
AUGAACUCAUACAUCUUCUUCAUGUUGAACAUGACGCAGUGGUCUGUGGCCGGCCAAAAGGCGCGGGUUUCCGAGAUACCACCUUCUCUGGGCUCUACCAAUCCAGAUCUCUUCCAAUUCUCACAGCUCCCGCUUUUUGUGUCCAUGGCACUACAAAUCAUUUUCUACUUUGCUUUCGCACCCUUUGUUGAAUGGGCCAUGCAUGGAAUCAGCUUCCAAUGUCGAAAGCUUGCUACAGCUACCACAGCAGGAAAACCUUCUUCACUGCCUGUAUCCCACUCGCCUGAUUCACCGACUGCCGUUGCGCUUCAUCUGAAGAAGAGCUUCUACCCUGGUCUCUUUCGUAAAGUCUUUUGCUGGGGGGAACGCAAGCAGCCCAAGAUGGCCAUGGAGGACGUCACCCUGGAGACACACAGGGGCCAAAUUACAUGUUUGGUUGGACAAAACGGCUCCGGCAAGACAGCAGCUCUGCGCAUGAUGGCUGGAUUCACGUCCAUGGAUGCCGAUGAAAUUUCUUUUGAUACGUUACCCUCGCAAAUUGGCAUAUGUCCACAACAGAAUGGCAGCAACGAGACCGACGAGCAGAUUGACCAGCUUAUUGACGACUGCGACCUCUUACAGAAGACAGACUGUCUGGCCCAGGAUUUGAGUGGCGGGCAAAAGCGUAAGCUCCAGCUUGCUUGUACAUUUAUUGGGGGGUCAUCCGUUUGUCUGGUGGACGAGUGUACCUCUGACCUCGAUCCCCUAUCUCGCCAGGCAGUCUGGGAUCUCUUGCUACGCAGCCGAGCCAACCGAUCCAUUAUUCUGACAACGCACUUCUUGGAUGAGGUGGACGUGCCUGCUGAUCAUAUUGUAGUUCUGUCAAAAGGCAAAGUUGUCUGCAAAGGUACUCCAGUCGAGCUCAACAGCACCUACGGCGGAGGCUAUCGCGUCGUUGUUGAGCGUACCGAGAAGACCAUGGCGGCCCUGGCUGCUUUGAAGCCUACAGUUUCACGGGAUACGCUCGUUUUCCAAGUGGUCGACUCCAACGCCGCCGCCAAUCUGUCCAAGAUACUUGAGCAAGCCGGCGUUCUUGGACUUAGAACCGGUCCCUGCGAAGAAAGUUACGAGAAUUUAAUACCAUAA